Leptopilina heterotoma is the source of this 1824-nucleotide messenger RNA. It is a transcript of the gene Syx16, whose product is annotated as syntaxin-16. Gene Ontology annotation, molecular function: SNAP receptor activity; SNARE binding. Bases 350 to 1324 code for a protein of 324 amino acids. The record is from RefSeq and is a predicted model, not a curated record. The transcript has 5 exons. Gene Ontology annotation, biological process: vesicle fusion; intracellular protein transport; vesicle-mediated transport. NCBI's taxonomy places the organism in Eukaryota, Metazoa, Arthropoda, Insecta, Hymenoptera, Figitidae. Gene Ontology annotation, cellular component: membrane; SNARE complex; endomembrane system.
ACUUUGGGGUUCUUCUAUUUGUCGUGUAUACGUCCCUGACUUUUUGACAGCUGACAUAACCUUAAAAAUGUCAGAUAUAACAUCGAACGCAUCGAACGAAAGUCACGAAAAUGAAUACAUUUGUGAAAAUAGUUUAAAUUGUAAUUAAAAAUAAGAUAUUAUGUAACAAUUUACCUUAAACGAUAAGAUAUGUUAUUCGAAAAUUGUUCUCAAGUGUCUUAAAAAUUAUAAAAUGUCAUUGAUCUUAAAACUUUUGAUUUCUUCAUAGUUGACGUGGAAAGCAAUAAAAUGCUGAUAAUUAAAAAUUAAGUGAAUUAAUUGUUUCAAAUAGAUAAAAAAUAAUAAAACAAUGUCGACAAGAAAUCUUACCGAUGCUUUUGUUCUUAUGAGAAAUAAUGCAUUACAAACGAAACAUAUUUAUGCUGAGCAGAAUUUGUCAGAUAGAAUGGCCUUGGUGGAAAUGGGAAGUCCCGAUAGUUUUGAAAUGAAUGGCACAAAUUUGGGAAAUAGUGCACCACCACUUUGGAUAGAUGCUUUAGAGGAAACGCAAUAUAUAUUGAAUCGUCUUCGAAUAAAAAUUGAUGCACUUCUCGAUUUGCAUUCAAAACAAUUAACAAGACCUACAUUGGACGACACACCCCAGGAAGAGAGGCAAAUAGACCAAUUAACGAGAGAAAUAGGCCGAGCUUUUUCUACGGGCUACAGACAAGUGCAAACCAUAAAAAAUGCAUCUCAACAUGAAACAAGACAAGCAGAGCGACGACUUGCAACAAGCGCCGUAAUGGCUUUAUCCUCUGCCCUUCAAGAUAUGGCAAUUCGUUACCGAACUGCUCAAAAUCAUUAUUUACAACAGGUGAAUUCCAGAGAAGAGAGGAAUAGAAAAUUUUUUGAAGAUGAACAAACACAAGUAUUAAAUGGAUCAACGGAUUUGUGGCUCUCGGAAUCGUUUCAGGGCGAUACAAAUUCGAGUUCUUGGAAUGAGGGCCAACAGAAGCAAGAGUCAGUUUUACUAAAUUUUGACGAGGCCGAAGAAAAUAUAAGACAGGCCUUGGAAAGAGAACAAGAAGUUGGUCACAUUGUUCAUAGUAUUUCUGAGUUAAAUCAUAUAUUCAAGGAUCUUGCAAAUAUGGUUCAGGACCAGGGUACUGUCUUGGAUCGAAUUGAUUAUAAUAUCGAGCAGACUCAAGUUCAGGUAUACGAAGGUUAUCAACAGCUUAAAAAAGCUGAUUCUUACCAAAGAACAAAUCGAAAGAUGUAUUGUAUUUUAGUACUCGCUGGAGCAAUUAUUAUUCUUAGUUUUCUCCUUGUUGUAUUCAAAACUUAGUGAAUUUUUUAUACAACUAGUGUAGGCUAAACAUCCAAAGUUAUAUAAAUUAUUACAAGAACAAAUAUUACAAUAGAGAGAAUGUAGAUUAAGAGAACGAAUUUUUUUUAUAAUAUGAAUGUUUUUCUCCUUGUUAUGAAUUUUUAUUAACGUUCAUUGUCAUAUAUGCCAUAAUAAAUUAAAAAAUGUUUUUAAUCAACUUUAGAGAAGUAUUAAGAACAUUUCAUUUUGGGUCAGACUUAACAUUAAUUUGCUUUUCUAAAAAAUGUGUUUAAAUAUUAUUUAAACAUUUCUUCAACUACUAUAAUAUUCAUCAGUAUUUAUUAUAAAAUAUGCGUCAAUGGGAAAUUUAGAUUUGUUCACAAACAGUGGUCCAAUAAUCAAGAACAAAUCUUCUGUUUGUAAUAUAUUGUGGUUGUGUAUACGUUAUAAGUGUAAAUAUGUGCUUUCUUUAUAAAUAAUUAUUGUACAUGUUAUUUAUCUAUUAUUAGCUGUGAAAU